AUGUGGUUCAUUUUUGAGCUCAAUUUGCAGGAAAAAGAGUCACUCAUUCGACAAAACCACAGCGCUAACGCUACAGCUGAGGAAUUGCGUAAUCAAUUAGCUGCAGCCGAAUCGGCUGCUGACGGACUUGCUGAGAGGCUCAAACGGGCACAGGCCGACGCAGAAAGUUGGAAGCGGAAACAUGAAGAGGCGGUGCAAGAGGCUAAGAACGACAUCAUCCAUGAGAGGAACACGCAGACAGCCAGAAAGGAGUUUGCCGCAUGUCAACACGAGUUCGCUUUGCGAAACGCAAGGCGUGGAACGGAUGACGCGGAACGUGAACGUCUACGCGAAGAAUUGGCGCGUGUACAAGUGGAGUUGGACCGAGCCGUGACUACGAUCCGCCAACUUGAAGGAAGUAUUCAGACCCAGGAGGUCUUGGGUGGAACAAUGGAAUCGCAGUACCGUAAUGCGUUGAUGGAAUUGGAAACCGCAAGGGACGAGAACUGUGCUUUGAAGGCGAAAAUAGUCGACAGUACAAGACGAUAG
This is a messenger RNA of Cooperia oncophora, 528 nucleotides long. Lineage: Eukaryota; Metazoa; Nematoda; Chromadorea; Rhabditida; Trichostrongylidae. The record is from the annotation of a GenBank genome assembly.